Molecule: messenger RNA, 1836 nt
Organism: Linum trigynum
Lineage: Eukaryota; Viridiplantae; Streptophyta; Magnoliopsida; Malpighiales; Linaceae
Source: the annotation of a GenBank genome assembly
UUCCCUCCCAACACCAAUCAAACUCAAACCUCAUCAAAGAAGUCAAUAAAUUCUCCCACCAUGCUUCUCCCCCUAAUUAUCCUACUGGCCUCCUGCAUCCUAAUUCCACUAACAAUCCGCCGCCUCUCCGGCAACCUCAGAGCCGAAAAGACACCGGCAAAUGCAACCAACAGCGGCCGGCUGUUGCCGCCCGGGCCACAUGGGCUUCCCAUACUGGGCUACCUCCCCUUCAUCGGGCCCAACCUCCACCAAGACUUCAUGAACCUGGCCCUACACUACGGCCCAAUCUUCAAGCUCUCCCUCGGCCGGAAGCUCUGCGUCGUCGUCAGCUCCCCUUCCCUGGCCAAACAGGUCGUCCGUGACCAUGACGUCACGUUCGCCAACCGGAACCCGAACGUCGCCGCUGGGGUGUUCUCAUACGGCGGCAGGGACAUCGCCUUCUCGCCGUACGGCGCCGAGUGGCGGCUGCUGCGAAAGAUAUUCGUCCACAAAAUGCAGAGCAAGCAGAGUAUGGAUUCUUUCUACCCGCUCCGGAGGAAGGAGGUGAGGAAAAUGGUGGCGGAAUUGUACAACGGCGGCGGCGGUGAGGUGGACGUGGGAAGGGUGGCGUUUACGACGGUGAUCGGGAUGAUAUCGGGGAUGUUCUGGGGUGGGACCCUUGGGAACGGAGAUGGUGAUGAUGACGUGGCGAAGGUGGUCGGCGGCGAGUUUCGGUCGACGGCUUCGAAGCUUGUGGAGGUGCUGGGCAGGCCUAAUGUUUCGGAUUUCUUCCCGAUUCUCGCCAGGUUUGAUUUACAAGGAGUGAAGAAGGAAAUGAAGAGAGUGUCGGGUGGGAUGGAGAAGAUAUUCGAUUUCGUGAUUGAUCGGUGCAUUGAUGAUAUGAUGAACAAGCCAAGAUCACACGAUGAUCAUAAUGGUCAGCAAGAUUUCUUGCACUCCUUGUUGGAGUUCAAGGACCAAGAUACUGGAAAUUCCAUCACAAGACAGCAGAUUAAGGCAAUGCUCAUGGACAUCGUCAUCGGAGGAACCGACACAAGCUCGACCACGAUCGAAUGGGCAAUGUCCGAACUGAUACAACAUCCCGAAGUCAAGAAAAUCGCCCAACAAGAGUUGACACGAGUGAUUGGUCCCGACAGCGUUGUGGAAGAAUCCCACAUUCCCAAUUUGCCAUUUCUCCAUGCCAUCGUGAAGGAGACACUGCGAUUGCACCCGGUGGCGCCUCUGCUCCUCCCUCGUUGCCCAACCAAAGGCUGCCACGUCGGCGGCCACUUCAUUCCCGAGGGGACCAAGGUUUUCCUCAACGUGUGGGCGAUGCACAGGGACCCUGAAUUCUGGGUCGAUCCGACGUCGUUCCACCCGGAGAGGUUUCUGAAUGAGAAUGAUGAACAGCCCACCAGGAGCUUAGAUUACUUGGGCGGGAGCUUCCAUUAUCUUCCGUUUGGGUCGGGGAGAAGAAUCUGUGCCGGUUUGCCGCUCGGCGAGCGGAUGGUUAUGUAUGUUUUGGCGACGCUUUUGCAUAUGUUUGAUUGGGAACUUCCUGAAGGUGUUGUGGCAGACACGAAGGAGAAGUUUGGGGUUGUGUUGGAGAAGGUAAAUCCUUUGGUUUUGGUAUCGAGGCCUAGAUUGCCCAAUUUGAGUCUUUACAAGUAGACAACGGCUGGUUAAUAGUACCAUGGUGUCAUAAUAUUACUUCAUGCUACCGGCCAGUUGGUCGGAGGAAGGUGAGGUAUGAAAUUUGAUAAUGUAAUAGUGUGUAUAGCUUAUUGUUUGAAGUGAAUUUAAUUGAUAAAAAUUAUUAUGUUAUUUAUUUUAUGAGUAUAAAAGUUAAAUAUUGAU